Molecule: messenger RNA, 2640 nt
Organism: Rotaria socialis
Lineage: Eukaryota; Metazoa; Rotifera; Eurotatoria; Philodinida; Philodinidae
Source: the annotation of a GenBank genome assembly
AUGUGGUAUCGUUUUCUACUAGUUAUUAUCAUUUUUGUCACGGCCGCUGGAAAUCUUCUAGUUUGUUUAGCCAUAGCCCGUGAACGAAAAUUACAGAAUACAACAAAUUAUUUUCUCAUGUCAUUAGCGAUUGCAGAUUGCCUUGUUGCCAUUCUAGUCAUGCCUACAGGGAUGAUUUCCGAAGUGAUUGGUCAUUUCCCAUUACCACAUUAUGCAUGUGUUAUAUUUGCUACUAUGGAUGUAUUAUGUUGUACAUCAUCUAUAUGGCAUAUGAGUACGAUGUCCAUGGAUCGAUAUUUUACAAUUCGUUUCCCAUUUCGUUAUGGACGAAAUAAAACUCGUCGCGUCAUGUUUUUGAAAAUAAUUGUCGUUUGGGCUGUGAGUGUAGCUGUAUCAUCACCUGUAUUUAUAUUAGGAAUUAUUAAUAAGAAAAAUGUUUUAUCAGAUGGUGUAUGCGCGCCAAAUAAUUCAUCAUUUAAAAUUUAUGGUUCAAUUUUUGCAUUUUACAUUCCAUUUAUAAUAAUGAUAACAACAUAUGCAUUAACAAUGCGAUCAUUAAGAAAUGUAUUAGUUAGUAAAGAGAAAUAUGAUCGUGAGAGACGACAAAAACAAACGUUUCGACCAUUAGCACCGGUUGUAAAUCAAUAUGUUGAAAUAGCUGAAAGUCUUCGACGUGCAUCAUUAACUAAUAACCAAACUAUACCCAAAGCAGUCAUAAUAACAGCAACGACGAAUAAAAAUAAAAAUAAAAAUUCGAUUUUAAAUAAAGCACUAAAUGCAAUAAAAAGAACAGCGUCACCAUCAGAUUCACGUACAUCAUUAUUUUCUCCAAAUAAUACAAAUGUAAAUUUACAUCAAGAUAAUAAUUCAAAGGAUGUUAUUAAUGAAACAACUUUUAAUCAUGAACUUGUGCAUCAUAAUUCACAACGUUUAACCACUAGUUGUUCAAUAUUAAAUGGAAGUAAAACUCGAUCUUAUCAACAACAACCAUUCUCAAUAAAUACAACAGUUCAUAGAAAAGACAAUGAUAUAGAUAUGAGUACUCUGUAUGAGGCAAUCGAAUAUUCUAAAUCAACAUCAAGUUCAAAUGACGGAUCAGUUAUUAUAAAUAAUAAUAAUAAUCUUGCUCGAAUGCCAACUGUUAAGAAUAAACAUCAAGUACUGGCAAUAGGAGAUAGAAUCAAACAAACAGAAAUCUCGGAUCGACGAACAUCAACUAUUAAUGAUAUAUCUCUAUUUGAAGAAGAAGAACUGACUCCAAUGAUAGAUACUUCUAGGAAAAUUGACAUACACGAAUGUGGCCACAUGCAAUUAACUUUAUCAUCAUUCCAAAAUUUUGCUCUGUCUCAUUCGAAGGAGCCAAUAUUUUUGAGAAUUCCAUGGAUAUAUUGUUUUAAAAUAAUUCAAUCUAUUCUUCAAUAUUAUAUAUUCUAUUUUCAUUGUCGAUUAAAUCCUUUAUCUAUUGAAUAUUCAUCAAAUAUAAAUGAGAAGUCAUUUAAAGUACACCAAUCAACGUCAAUCUCAUCAAUUGAUUUAACACUCUUAAAAUUGCAACGAUCAGUUUCAACACAAACAACUACUUUGUCGGCAUUAGGCUAUCGAAAUGUCCAUUCCAAUAAUGUUGAUGAACAUUGUGUGCAUAAUUCACCUAAAAGACGAAAAUUUCAAUUUAAUAAGCCCGCCGCAUCAUCGUCAUCUUUCCGAACAAAUUCAUUUCGUCAUUUGUCAACAGCACCAACACGUUCAAUUGAUAGUUCAUCAAAAUCUUCAUCUUCGUCGGACCAACGUUCAUCUGCAAUAUCAUCAUCACAUUUGAUACGACAAUCAUAUUUAUCUAAUUGUUUUUCUCGAAAAGAAUCUGAACAAGAACCGUCUUCAGUAAUUGAACAUGGUUCACGUACAUCAACAUCAUCAUCUAGCCUUUUACAUACAACAUGCCGUUAUGACAGCCAUACAUUUAAACAUUACCAUAAACCAGUACGACGUCAACAAGAUCGAUAUCGGUCAGCACAUAUUAUCCCAAAUUCAUGUAAAACACGACAACCACAUCAAACAGUAAGCUCAAUAACAAAUACAAAUUCAUCUGAUUCUUCAAGCAUGAUGCUUCAUCUUCCUACGAGAUUACGUUUAGCGGCUUUUCACCAACAACGUGCGCGUGAUGAAGACUAUGUUGCAGCUAAUGAACGAAAAGCUCUAAGAGUUUUAAUGAUUAUAUUUGGCGUAUUUAUUACAUUGUGGACGCCAUUUUUUAUUUGUACAUUUAUAUCGGCUAUAUGUGAACAGUGCCGUGAGCGUUUAUCAUCAACUGUUUGGUUUUCAAUAACAUGGCUUGGUUAUAGCUCGUCCAUGGCUAAUCCAUUCAUAUAUACAAUAUUCAGUGAUGUAUUUCGACGUGCAUUUACCAAUGUUAUUUUGUGUCGAUCAACUGAAUCAUCGGCUUCAGCACAGAUUUCAACGAAAUUAUCUUCACCAAAAGAUAAUGUUCAUCGAUUUACAAGUCAGAACGUGUCAUGUAGACGAAGCCCAAAUCCUGAUAUGUCUGAUGCAUCAACACCAAUAAUGCUGCAUCGUCCAAGAUCAGUUGGCGGAAGUGAUGCAAAAAUUUAUAUUAACCGAUAUACAUCAGAUACAAUUCAAUAA